Molecule: messenger RNA, 369 nt
Organism: Plenodomus lingam JN3
Lineage: Eukaryota; Fungi; Ascomycota; Dothideomycetes; Pleosporales; Leptosphaeriaceae
Source: RefSeq, a predicted model, not a curated record
AUGCGAAGCAAGCAACAGGCUACAUACUGGUUAGCUCGAGACCUGGGCCAGCACGACCUCAAGACUCUUUUCGCUCUCCCUUCCAGCAUGCCUGGAGACAGCCCUAUGCCUCUUGGCGCCCUGCUCGGGCCGCGUCUGUCACCAAGUAACUCCGUGCCUGUGAGCCUAGUGUGCUACAUAGCUAUCUACCCCAAGUACGUACACAGUCCAGCUGCCACUCAAUCACCCGUCGUCUUUGUCGUCGGCCUUCUUCGGGAAGCCCUGCUGCACACUGACUUGCACUGGGAGCUUGCGAAUGCGAAAGUGCGAACUGCGUCUUCUGCUGCUACUGGUGGUGGUGGUGGUGGUGGUGCUUGGUGGGUAGGCUAA